Eublepharis macularius is the source of this 7336-nucleotide messenger RNA. RefSeq names its product zinc finger protein 208-like. Lineage: Eukaryota; Metazoa; Chordata; Lepidosauria; Squamata; Eublepharidae. The record is from RefSeq and is a predicted model, not a curated record. Gene Ontology annotation, biological process: regulation of transcription by RNA polymerase II. Gene Ontology annotation, molecular function: DNA-binding transcription factor activity, RNA polymerase II-specific; RNA polymerase II cis-regulatory region sequence-specific DNA binding. The transcript is spliced from 13 exons. Bases 306 to 6626 code for a protein of 2106 amino acids.
GCCAACAGAUCGGAAAUCGCGAGGCUCCUGACUUUUGAGUUGUUGGCAAGGAAAGCCUCUUUGUGAUCUUGCAGCCCGGACUGGGCAGCCAGUGGCACAGCUGCUUCCAAAACCGAUCUCUGCCACGGAUGGGGAGAGGGGAAUCUCCCAUGCACGACAGGAGCGGAGGCUGCGUGUCACUGGACACAGCCCCCCACCCGGUGGCCCCGGAGAGUCGCAGUUAUUAAUCCCCUCUGAGCAGCCAGAGGCUCCAGGCUGCCUGACAUCAGUUCCCCAAGCCCCAGCAUCCUGCUUAGAGUAAGGGAAUGGCUACAGCAGAGCCGGCUCAGAAGCUGGACACAUCUGAGGAGGACAACAAAGAAAAGGAGAAAACAUUGGGUUUGCAUGAUCCCGGGCAAACGUCCUGCACAAGUGAUGAUGAAAAGGACUUUGCAGCAUCCCCAGGAUCCCCAAGUUCUACAGGGAUGCCCCAACCAGAAGGGGAAGAAGCAUCCUGGGGUCUCUAUCUCCACUGCACAGAGGAAGUGGAGACCCCAAGAACCAGCAACAAUCCAGAUGAUGACAACAGCUGGGACUCCCAGGAAGUCUUUGUGAGCUCCCCUUGCUCAGCCUUCUCUUACCCAGGGAGCGAGAAUGAAGGGCAGAAUCCUGAGGUUGUGGAGUCUCGAGGGCUUUUGUCAACAGGUUGCAGAAGGAGCACGUCCUCAGAUGUUAAGGAAGGGGAACUGCGUGAGAAGAAGGGGAAUCACUAUUUUGGAAAGAGAUGGGCUAGCCCCCCUACUUACAUAGAAAUCCUUGGGGGGGCUCAAAACCGUGUGAUCCACCAGGGACCCAGUAACUAUAACAAAGAGCACAGGAAAAUCUUUAAGGCAAGACCCUCCAACCUCAUUAACCACCAGAGACUUCACAGAAGCAAGAAGUUCCACCGCUGCGCUGACUGCGGAAGAGGUUUUGGUGUCUUCUCAAACCUCAUCCGCCACCAGAGGACCCACUUUGGAGACAAACCCCACAAAUGUCCUGAUUGCGGGAAAGGGUUUGGCCACAGCUCAGCCCUUAUCACUCAUCGACGUAUCCACACUGGGGAAAAGCCGUACGAAUGCAAUGAGUGCGGGAAAAGCUUCAAUGUGGUGUCUAAUCUCCUGCGCCAUCAGCGAAGUCACACGGGAGAGAAGCCUUACCAGUGCCCCGACUGCGGGCGCUGCUGCAGCCAAAGGUCUCACCUGAUCACUCACCAGCGCCUCCACACUGGGGAGAGGCCUUACCAGUGCCUGGAGUGUGGGAAGAGCUUCAACGUUAGCUCUGACCUGAUCAAGCAUAGAAGAAUCCACACGGGAGAAAAGCCCUAUGAAUGCCUCUACUGUGGGAAGUGCUUCAGUGGCAGCUCCAACCUCAUCACACAUCAGAGGCUUCAUACUGGUGAGAAACCCUACGUCUGCCCUGAGUGUGGCAAAAGCUUCCCUAUCAGCUCCAAGCUGAUUGCACACCAACGAAUCCACAUGGCUGAGAAACCAUUUGAUUGCACAGACUAUGAGAAGAGCCUUGUUGAACGGCCCCACCUGGCCAGGCACCAGCAGAGCCCCUACCGCCGGGAGAAACGCUUCAAAUGUGCUGACUGUGGGAAGAGUUUUACCACCAGCUCCUAUCUCAUCACCCACCAGCGUACCCACACUGGGGAGACCCCCUACAUUUGUGGUGACUGUGGGAAAAGCUUCACAGUCAUCUCCAACCUUGCCAGACACCAGAGGAUCCACACAGGUGAGAAGCCCUAUAAGUGCCUGGACUGUGGAAGGAGCUACAGCCAGCGGGCCCACUUGACAACACACCUAAGAGUCCACACGGGGGAGAAGCCCUAUGUCUGCUCUGACUGCGGAAAGAGCUUCAAUGUCAACUCAUCUCUCACUAAGCACCGGAGAAUUCACACUGGUGAAAAGCCCUACAUAUGUCCUGACUGCGGAAAAACUUUCAGCCAGAGCUCAAAUGUCAUCACUCAUCGAAAGCUCCACCAUGGAGGUAGCCUUCUUGAUGGCUCCAUUAGAGUCCUUCAGAUCCAAUAUGAAGACCCAUCCUUUAGUGCCUGUGAGAACAGAAUAGGGGUGGUGGGUCUAGCAGGAGUCAAAAUGGAGGAGCAGGACCUGACAAGACCCAAAGCAAAAGAGACACUGGAGGCAGAUCCUCCCAUCAUCCAUGCCAGGGAAGCUGAAGAUGUUCCAGCUGAAACAGACACACAGGAAACUGAAAGGGCGCCAGAUGAGGUGGCUUUGCUAGACACUAAGCAGACAACCACUGGAGAGCCUCCACAAAAAGCUCAGCGGGUACCUGAUGAGGUGGUCUUGCGAGAGGCUAGUCAGGCACCAGAGGAAAGGGGGCAGCAGCACCAAGAGAUCCAGCAGCAGGACUUCCAGAAGGCAGCCAAAUCCCGGAGGAAACCACUAGUGCCUACCCGUUGGGAUAAUACUAAAACGUUUCCAACCUCUUUCCAGAGAAUAGCUGAUGCCAUCCACUGGUCUGAAGAAGACAGGGCAACUCAAACUCCAACAGAUCUCAACGGAAAAACUAUGGAAGCUUGUGACAGCCUAGGCUCCUCCAGGCAAGCGAAGGAUGAGCCCUUGGAGGGGGAUGCUGUCAGUCUGGAACUACGGCGCCAGCAGUUCAGGCAGUUCUGCUACCUGGAGGCUGAGGGCCCCCAAGAAGUUUGCAGCCAGCUCCAGGACCUUUGCUAUCGAUGGCUGCAGCCAGAGAAACACACAAAAGAGCGAAUCUUAGAGUUCCUGAUCUUAGAGCAGUUCCUGGCCAUAUUGCCGCAGGAAAUGCAGCUCUGGGUCAGGAAGCAAGACCCAGAGACCUGCGUCCAGGCCGUGACCCUGGCGGAGAUUUUUGCCUUGAAACUGCAAGAAAAUGAGAGAUGGGACCAGCAGGUCCCAGGCCCAUUUGCAAAGGUGGCAGUGAAUUUCUCCAAGGCAAACCCCUUGAAACUGCAGCUGUACAUGGUGGCCAUGCAAGAGGGUGAAAGAAUAGCCAGUUUGCUGGCAGGUGAUGUCCAAAUGAGUGAGAAUGAAGAAGAGAAUAUUCAGUUGGAAAGACCAGAGGAAAUAGUUCACAAUCGGAUGAAACUGGGAAAAGGCAAAGGGAAAGUUUUCCUGUUUCCCAAGACAGAAGGGAUGUCUGGAAGUAAGCAAGCAGCAGAAGACUAUGAGAUUCCUGAAAUGGAAGAGGGGUCUGGAAAUCAGCUGCAUCAGGGAAACCACCCAGAACAGGCAGUGGGAAAAGCUUUUCUUUGUGAAGGGGAUACAAGUUUAAAUGAAAGCACUUUGCAAAAAGGGAUUGAGACAGGGAGGAGAAAGGGGGCAGGAAUAGACAAUGGGAAAAGCUCCAAUGAGAGUGCUGACCCACUUAAAAACUUGAAUGCCCAGACUGGGAAAAAGCCAUACAAAUGCACCUAUUGUGGGAAAAUCUUCAACCAUGCCUCAGCCCACCUGGUUCAUGAAAGAAUCCACACAGGAGAGAAACCAUAUAACUGCUUGGAGUGUGGGCAGAGCUUCAGUCGGAGGUCACACCUUACCAGACACCACAGAAUCCACACGGGAGAGAAACCGCACACCUGCUCUGAGUGUGGGAAGAACUUCAGUCGGAGAUCGCACCUGAUUGAGCAUGAGAGAACCCACACGGGAGAGAAGCCAUUUGCAUGCUCCAUCUGUGGGAAAAGCUUCAAUUACCGGUCCCUUCUCAAAGAGCAUGCAAGGAUCCACACAGGAGAGAAGCCAUAUAAAUGCUCAGACUGUGGGAAGAGCUUCAAUCGGAGAGAGAGUUUUAUAAUUCAUGAGAGGACACACACAGGAGAAAAGCCAUAUGAGUGCCUAGACUGCGGGAAGAGAUUCAGUCAGCGAUCAAACAUUACUGCCCAUGAGAAAAUUCACACAGGAGAGGGAAAAUAUAAGUGUUCAGAAUGCGGGAAAAGUUUCUGCAAUUCUGCUGGCCUCCUUAAACACCAGAAAAUCCAUACAGAGGAAAAGUAUGAACACAUCCUUUCUCCACAGUUUGUGAGUGAUGAGCUGCUAAGCGGGGACCAGGAGGAGAGUUCUCGACAGGAGAGUCCAGAUUGUGUGGAACCCCGUGGGACACUAUUGGGGAGGUCCCAAGUUCCCCCACUGGGAAACAGCCAUGAGAAUCAGAGUGGUGCAGUGCCACAGCAGGAGAAUCCCUCAGACGAUACGUGGUGUAAACCCACUCCUGGUCACGAAAGGAUUGCUAAAUUGAACACAUCAUUAAUUCAGCAAAGAAUGCACAAAAGGAAGAAAGAGCCUGUGCAUUCGGAUAACGGGAAAGCUUUUACUCAAAGUUCCUGCCUUAUCAGCCACCAAAUAAAACAUGUGGUAAGAAGGCCCUAUUCAUGUGCUAAGUGUGGGAAAAGCUUUAAUAAGAGCUCACACCUUGCUGUGCAUCAAAGAACCCACACGGGGGAGAAACCCUAUGGAUGUACAGAGUGCGGCAAAAGCUUCUGUAGCAGUUCUCAGCUAAUUUCACACCAGAGAAUUCACACUGGAGAAAAACCCUGUUUAUGUAUCGAUUGUGGCAGGAGCUUCUAUUCUGCCUCUGAACUCAGCAGACAUCAGAGAAUUCACACUGGAGAAAAACCCUAUGUCUGUGAUGAGUGCAGAAAAAGCUUUUCUAGCAUCUCAGACCUCAGCAGACAUCAGAGAAUCCACACCGGUGAGCGAUCUUAUGAAUGUCCAAGUUGUGGGAGAGGCUUCACCCAGAAAUCACACAUGAUUACUCAUCAGAGGAUCCACACUGGAGAAAAACCAUUCAAAUGCCCAGAAUGUGGAGAACAUUUCAGUAUUAAGUCAGGCCUACAAAGCCAUCAGCGAGUACAUACAUCAGAAAAACCUUAUGUAUGUCUGGUGUGUGAGAAAAGCUUUGGAUGGGCCUCUGUUCUGCUUAGACAUCAGAGAAUUCACACAGGAGAGAAACCCUAUACAUGCCCUAACUGUGGAGAAAGCUUCAGUCAGAGCUCUCACCUUAGCAGUCAUAAACGUGUCCACAUGACUGAGAAGCCUUAUGCAUGUGUGGAAUGUAGGAAAAGCUUUAGGAGGAGCUCUGAGCUCAUUGUUCACCAGAGAACCCAUAUGAAGGAGAAGCCAUACCCAUGCAGUCAAUGUACAAAAAGUUUCAGUAAACACUCAGACCUCCUGGCACAUCGAAGAAGCCAUAUGGGAGAAAAGCCCUUCUCAUGCACUGUGUGUCAGAAAAACUUCAUUAGAAGUUCACAGCUAAUUGCACAUCAAAGAAUUCAUACAGGGGAAAAACCUUACGUGUGCAGUCAGUGUGGUAAAAAUUUCUGUUACAGCUCAAAUCUGAGCAGGCACCAAAAAAUCCAUACUGGGGAGAAAGCCUACAAAUGCUCUAACUGUGGGAAAAGAUUCUCCCAGAGAUCAAAUCUGAUCACACAUCAGAGAAUCCACACAGGUGAAAAUCCCUACAAAUGCAUUGACUGUGGACAAGUUUUUAGCAUUAAAACAGGCCUCCUCAACCAUCAGCAGAUUCAUGCAGAAAGGUUAGAGAUGGUGAAAGAGGAAGAGAACCUGGUGAAAGAGGAGGGGAUCUCCUGGGAGGAAGAAGAGGAAAAUUUGGUUGAAGUAGCAAAGACUCUCCCAGAGGAAGGUCCUGAACAAACUGAAGAAUCCCUGCCAGCAGAAUAUGAAAUAAAUGUUUUACAGAUUCAGGGGGACGAAGAGCCCUAUGAUGAUGAACCUACUCCUGAAAGCCAGCAAGUUUACAUCCCAAAGAAGAGACAGUGCAGAGCGGUGUCACGUGCAGGAACAGCCAUGGAACCUAGCAAAACCACAGUUCAGAAUAAAGCCCCAAAGGGAGGAAGGAUCUACAAGUGCCCCGAUUGUGGAAAAAUUUUCAAACGGUGCUCACCCCUGAUCAGACACCGAAGAACCCACACUGGGGAGAAACCUUACGUAUGCCGGGAGUGCUUGAAACGUUUCAGCGACAGCUCGGCCCUUGUGAAACACCAAAGAAUCCAUGCAGGAGAGAAACCGUAUACAUGCCCUGAGUGUGGGAAGAGCUUUUCUCAGAGCUCAACCCUUAUUGCACAUCAGAGAAUACACACCGGAGAGAAACCUUACAAGUGCCCUGAUUGCGGGAAGAGCUUCAGUGUGAGCUCCAACCUUGUUGCCCAUCAAAGAAUCCACACAGGAGAGAAGCCUUUUGGCUGUCCUGUCUGUUUGAAAGGCUUUCUGGUCAGCUCUCAUCUUAUCAGACACUUGAGAAUCCACACAGCAGAGAAACCUUAUAUUUGCCGAGAAUGUGGAGAAUGCUUUACUCAGAGCUCCCACCUUGUUGUACAUAAGAGAAUCCAUACUGGAGAAAAACCUUACCUGUGUUCAGAGUGUGGGAAGAACUACCGUGGGAUCUCCGAUUUGAUCCAACAUCAGCGAAUCCAUACAGGAGAGAAGCCCUACAAAUGCUCUGAAUGUGGGAAAUGCUUCAGUCAGAGUUCAUGCCUUAAGAAGCACCAGAGAAUCCACACAGGAGAGAAACCUUAUGUGUGCCUCGAAUGUGGGAAGAGGUUUAAUCGGAACUCACAUUUGACUAGGCAUCAGAAAACCCACAUGGGGUAAUUCUAAAGAAUAAUUCUCUGUCAGAACUGGAAGCUUGUCUCAAAUUCCAACUGUUACAAGAACUAAAACCAGUUAUCUCAAAUAGUAAGCCUUUCCCUCAUCUUCCAAAGAAUCCCACCACCUCAUACUUUGACUGAGAUUAGAGAUGCUUCCAUUUUUAAAAAAAAUUUUGCAGCCAAGUUACAGCCAGCUUACGGCAACCCUGUAGGGUUUUCAAAGCAAGAGACGGUUUGCUAUUGCUUGUUCCUGAACAGCAACCUUAAACUUCCAAGCCAAGUACUAGCCUGGGCUGACUCAGCUUCUGAGAUCUGACAAGACUGAGCUAGCCUAGGCUAUCUGGGACAAGUUCUAAAAUAUCUUUUGGCUCUUGUUAACCUCUGUUCUCUGGAUUCCCUGCUUUCUAUUUUGUAACUGGAUCCUAGAACCUUCCCUGAAUUAUCUGUACCAUUUUUGUUACCAGCAUUAAAAUGUCUUCAGAGAUGUCAGCUCCUGCGUUUUCCUAUAAGCUAUAGAUGAUGAGAUUCUCUUGUUGACCUUUGAUGAAGCCUUAUGAUUUAUGAUUGGUUGUUCCCAACCCCUUGAAAGUUGUGGUGGAGGAAAAAAGACAAUGAGACUGUGACUUUCCAUUAUUUAGAACAACCUCUGCUGUGAUACUAACAUCCUCCCUCUUCUCUAUUGCGGGAGGGGGAGGAAUAAACUUAUACACAUUU